This is a messenger RNA of Atta colombica, 2117 nucleotides long. Its product is annotated as transcription factor GAGA-like. Gene Ontology annotation, molecular function: protein binding. Gene Ontology annotation, biological process: regulation of transcription by RNA polymerase II. NCBI's taxonomy places the organism in Eukaryota, Metazoa, Arthropoda, Insecta, Hymenoptera, Formicidae. Gene Ontology annotation, cellular component: nucleus. The record is from RefSeq and is a predicted model, not a curated record. The transcript is spliced from 5 exons. Bases 506 to 1570 code for a protein of 354 amino acids.
GAAUCGUUUGUGACGGACAACGUCCAACGAUUUUCACGAGGUAAGGCACGACGGACGCGUGGCUCUUGGUCUCCCUGCCUCUCACAGACGUGUCGAUGCCUCGGCAUCUCUAUAUUGGUGUUAUUAAGUUGUCUACCGCGAACUAUCGCGAAUCGCGAGGACGACGGCCGUCCUUUUCCUCCAGCCAUACCUGAGUACAAUAAUAGAUUUGGCUGGAACCUGCACAGAGCCUGAUUAAAUAAAUAGUAUUGUCUCCCUCUGUAUCUCUCGCGGACUGUCGCCCCACCUCCCUUACGUCGCGAUCUCGCGACGUAGAUCUCCCUAAAUUUUAGAUCUCUUUUUCGAAUCGACCAGAAGAAAAUCAUCUUUCACCCUGCAAUUUCGUGGUUUUUAUAACUUUUUAUCCUGUACGACGAGAGAAUCGAAUUGUUAUGUGCCUAAUUAAUGUUUAAGCUCCUCCGAAGUUGACGAUUUUCCUGCAAACUGGUGCUGUAUUUUCUUUCUUAUGCAGUCAUUGAGACUUAAUUCUGCAGGCAGAGAUAUGGAAAGUCAACAGUUCUGUUUACGGUGGCAUAAUUUUCAAAAUACUCUCUUGAGCUCGUUGCCAAAGUUGCUUGACGGUGGUUAUCUGACAGAUGUUACGCUCAGUGCCGGCGGUAGACAUAUUCAUGCUCACAGAAUUAUACUCUCGGCUUGUAGUUAUUACUUUAAAGAACUUUUUAAGGACUUAAGCGUUUUGCAACAUCCGAUCAUUGUGUUGCCAGGCAUGGAAUAUGCAAAUUUAUGUGCUCUGGUCAAAUUUAUGUAUAAUGGAGAAGUGAAUAUUUAUCAAGAACAGUUACCUGCACUUUUAGCUAUGGCUGAUACAUUGCACAUUUGUGGAUUAGCUGACAUGGCUGGGAAAAAUUCGAGACAGGAUAAUGAUAUAUAUGUGCAAUCGCCAGUAAUGCAACCUCAGGAAAGACUGAACGAAGAGAUAAUAAAGAUAGAGAAAGAUAAUGUAAUAACUCCUGGAUCGUCAGAAUCUGUAUCAUUGCCUAAAAUGGAUACUUUAGAGGAUGAGGAGCCUAAUAAUGAUCAAGAAAGUAUACCAUAUUGCGUGAAGACGAAGCCCUAUUACUCUAUAAACGCGAAGUUAAACCAAAGGGAAAAAAUGUCUGUUCCUGUUAACGUAUCUGUUAAUAAAUAUGUCGAUAGAGGUUAUUCGGAGAACAUAGCGGACGAGACAGCGCCAAUCAUGGAGGAUCAAGUCACUACAGAAGAUGUAAAACCACCGCCAGCUGUGUGGGAUGCAAGUUUCAAGUUGCUUGCGGCGUCCACACCUAGUAGAACUUCUCAGAGUUACAACAAAUCCAGUGUCACUUGUCUUAUUUGUGGUAAACAAUUAAGUAAUCAGUACAACUUGCGAGUACACAUGGAGACGCAUAGUAAUAGCUCAUAUAGCUGCACAUCCUGUUCACAUGUGUCGCGAUCACGAGAUGCUCUCAGGAAACAUGUGUCCUACAGGCACCCAGUAGCUUCUCCUCAAAAACGUUCACGAUAUAAUACGUCAAAACCAUCAAUAAUGUGAUGAUAAAGUCACUAUUGUGUUAUUCUAUAUAGACAUUUAUAUAUAGACAUUUUAACCCUCACUAGGAUACCUUUUCAUCAAAAUAUAUUUUCUGUUAAAAAUUAUUUUUUUCGUUAAAUUACAAAAAAAAGAAAGGGAAAAAAUUGAAAUGAAAUUAUUUCAUUAUUAAUUAAAAAUAAUUAAGCACUGUUCUAGAUAUGUUGAAUUAGAGAAUAAUUUAGAAUGAUUAUUUAUGCCUAUUUAUGAUAAAUGAUAGAUGAACAUAAUUGAAUUUGUAAGAGUAGCACUGGACUGAUUAAUGAUAAGACAAGUCGUAAUAACAUCUUCGUUUAAAGUGAGGUCCCACGGCCCGCGGUUCAACAUGGCUCGUCACACGAUUAGUCUCAAAAGUGAUAUAAAAAAAGGUUAAAAUUGCGGUCCUACGACGCAGAAACAAAAUGACUCACUAUAACUCGCGGUUCAUCAGCUCACGAAACUGUCGGUAAAUUACGCGAAUGAAAGAGCUUGCACCUUGAUUGAACGAAGUAAUUAACUGUGCGUUAUUGCA